Messenger RNA from Trichomonas vaginalis G3, 1242 nucleotides. RefSeq names its product protein ubiquitination. The transcript has a single exon. The record is from RefSeq and is a predicted model, not a curated record. Lineage: Eukaryota; Parabasalia; Trichomonadida; Trichomonadidae. Gene Ontology annotation, molecular function: protein binding. Bases 1 to 1242 code for a protein of 413 amino acids.
AUGGCACAGGCACCUAAAUUCCAGGAGGAUUUGAUAGAUAUGACCGAAUCUUUGUGGAAAUUGCGUGAUACCAAUUAUGAUCAUACAUUAAAUCUUAUUAUUCGUUUAAUUUCCGACAAUGAAAUCUCAGUAUUCAACAUUAUUGAUGCCAUUGAUCUUGCUUCAAUAUGGAACUGCAAAAGCAUUAAAUUAUAUGUAGAUUUGUGCAUAUCGAUCUGCAAUCGCAAACCUCUUAUUGGAAAAAAAUAUUUCAAUAACAAAAUGUUACAGGCCUUACUCGUUAAAAAAGGAAUUAUUGGCUUAGAAAUACCAUUGAAUUUUGUAAAUUAUUCAGAAAACCAAAUAUAUACAUACAAUUUCAAAAAUAAAAUUAUGCAAUCAAUAAUUUUCGAUGAUAUAAAUUCCUUACAUGUUUUAACUGCUACAUCAGCCUUUGAUUAUAACCAAACGAUUAACUAUGCUAACCUUUUAGAUAUUUCUGCCACUUUUGGUGCUGUUAAUUGCUUCAAGUAUAUCUAUCUAAAUCAUGCGAAAAUAACAAUCACUACUUUAGAAAAUGCAUUUCUUGGAAACAACUUUGAAAUCGUUCGAAUAUGUAUUCAAAAUAUUAAUAAUAUUUCGCCACGAUGCAUUGAAAACGCUAUUAAAGCUCAUAAUUUUGAUUUAGUUGAGUACCUCUAUGUAAAUUUCAAUAUGCCUAUUCCUUUAUCAUUUGCACUUAAUAAUUAUAAUUUUCGUGUAUUUUUCGAGUAUUUCACAACUGAACAGAUCAACGAAUCCCUCCUUAUAUCGUCAGUUUCGCAUUCCUUAUAUCCGAUAACAAGAUAUUUAUUAGAAAAUAAAGCAAAUCCAAAUGUCAUAGAUUCAUUCCAGCAAACAAGUCUCCAUAUUUGCUGUGAACGAAAUGAUUAUAAUACUGCUAAACUACUAAUUCAGCACCAUAUUGAUGUUAAUUGUCUUAAUUCAAAAGGUCAAAGUUCUCUGAUGAUUGCAGUUCAAAACAAUCAUGACAGAUUAGCAAGGCUUCUUCUUAAUAAUGGAGCUAAGACUGAGAUCAUAGAUAAGUAUGAUAAAACUGCUAGAAUGUACGCAAAAGAAAAUAAUAAUCUUAAAAUUGUGUUUAUGAUUGAUAGAUAUUCUAGAAUUGAAAAGAAAGUCAAUUCAGAGCAUAGCAUAACUCUUGAUAUGAUACCUUCAUCAACCUUUUCAGAUUUGCAUAAAAUUGUUCUUUUAAAUUGUUAG